Messenger RNA from Candidozyma pseudohaemuli, 1377 nucleotides. It is a transcript of the gene SPR3, whose product is annotated as septin. Gene Ontology annotation, cellular component: septin ring; septin complex; cytosol. NCBI's taxonomy places the organism in Eukaryota, Fungi, Ascomycota, Pichiomycetes, Serinales, Metschnikowiaceae. The transcript has a single exon. Gene Ontology annotation, molecular function: GTPase activity; molecular adaptor activity; GTP binding. The coding region runs from base 1 to 1377 and encodes 458 amino acids. The record is from RefSeq and is a predicted model, not a curated record. Gene Ontology annotation, biological process: cytoskeleton-dependent cytokinesis.
AUGCCUGUUUUGUCCAGCCCAAUUAAAACAGAAACCUCUCCACGGCCCUUCAGCCCCAGUAACAACCCGUUUCUUACUAAGAGCCCAGCUCCCUACUCUAGGCCCGCCAGCAAGAGACUCAUUCCCAGACUUGAGCCCGACGAGGUCUCUGCCAAGGUGGGAUUGGCCUCUUUGCCUGUCCAGCAUGAACGGAUGUGCAACCGUAAAGGCGCAAAGUUCACCAUGAUAUUGGCGGGCUGUAGCGGCACCGGUAAGUCUACGUUCCUCAACACCCUCUUUGGUGUGCCCUUGGACGAACACAAGGAGGAAACGUCGUCGAUCUUCUUUGAUAUCAGGGAACGCAAGUACGAGCUCACGGAGGGCAACUUCGACUUGCAACUCACCACGGUGGAUGUACCUGGCUUUGGCGCCAAAAUGGAUAACCAGUACUCCUGGAUGCCCAUUGUGAAGUACAUCGACCACUACUUUAGGCGCUACAUGCUCCAGGAGGAGCAGCCGGACAGAAGCAAGCUCGAGGAUAAUAGAGUUCAUGUUUGUCUCUACUUCAUCCAGCCUUCGAACACCUCGCUCUCUGCCUUGGACUUGGAGUCCAUGAAGGAGAUCUCAAAGCGGGUCAAUUUGAUCCCCGUCGUGGCCAGAAGCGACACUCUUAACAGAGACGAGCUUAUGGAAUUUAAAAACACCAUCAACAAGACCUUGGCGGCCUUUGACAUUGGUGUGUGUAAGUUCAUCUCUGACCAGGAGGUUAUCGACAAGAUCCACCUGGUGUCGCCCUAUGCCGUUGUGGGUUCCAACGCCACUUUCGAGAACAGCGAAGGUAAACUUGUCAGAGCAAGAAAAUACCACUGGGGAAUGGUGGAGAUUGAAAACCCAGAGCAUUGUGACUUUUUGGCUCUCAGAGAGAUCCUCAUGAGUGAGCAUAUGCUCGACUUGAUUCAGUCCACAGAGGCACACUACAACGCCUACAGACGGUUGUGUUUGAGAGACCGUUUGGAGCGUGCUGCCGAUAACGCAUUUCGUCAACCUCCCUCUCUUGAUGAUGACGAGGACGGCUUAGCGUCGUAUCUUCUCUACAAGAAAUCGCUGCCGUGGAGCACCAUUAUGUCCCAGGAUGACGUGGACGCUGAGGAUGCCCAAUUGAGCAAUGAAGUAAGGAAAAAUUUGGAAGAGUAUGUCAGAAAGACGGAGCUCAGUAUCAAAGAGUGGAGACAGAGUCUUGUUAGGAAACAAGCCGAGUUCAAUGAAGAUUUGAAGAGCAUUCACAUUCGGAUCAGCGAAUUGCGGAAUGAGUGUCACAGAUUGAAGAACGGCGGUUCCAAAGAGUCUGAUCAGGAUGCCGCAAGCCCAAUCUUGAAAAAUGAGUAUUUGGGAGAGUAG